UUACAUUCACAGAUCCAUGGCAUCAAAGCGAAAAGAUACUCCACCUGGUUUUGUGGACUCAGUGUCAUCAACGAAAAAAGGAAAAUCUGGUACAGAUUACUAUACAUUUAGCUUCCAAACAUCUCCAGAUAAGUUUGCUAAAGUCAUUGGCUUUGACCAGAAAACCCACCAGCAAGCCAUUCACUUUGAGAAAACAAAGUCACCUUCUAAAAUAUUGAGUGCCAGGGAAGAUGAUGGCCAAAUCUUCAUAAACCAGUACACCUCACUCCUCAAAGCUAAUUCAAGUGAUGUCAAUUUUGAUCCAUGCAAAGAGCAUUCUCCUGCAGGCACUUCAUCAUCAGCCAACCUCCCUGACUCAUCUGCCACAGAUAUUACAUUACAAUAGCUUGACAAACUAACACGAAACCAAAGAGUGAACAUAAAGGCAACCUUAACAAUGGGUUCUUUGGAGCCAAAAGAACUUGUCAAAAGAAAUAGUUCCAAAGGGAGGGUAAAAGAAGACUGUGUUCUCGAAGACAAAACAGGCAAUGCCAUCAUCCAUCUUUGGGAUGACACUAUUACAGCGAUGACCACUGUACAAAGC
Messenger RNA from Pocillopora verrucosa, 583 nucleotides. Lineage: Eukaryota; Metazoa; Cnidaria; Anthozoa; Scleractinia; Pocilloporidae. The record is from RefSeq and is a predicted model, not a curated record.